This is a messenger RNA of Drosophila serrata, 1299 nucleotides long. RefSeq lists its product as uncharacterized. Lineage: Eukaryota; Metazoa; Arthropoda; Insecta; Diptera; Drosophilidae. Gene Ontology annotation, cellular component: CCR4-NOT core complex. The record is from RefSeq and is a predicted model, not a curated record.
AUUUGAAAUGAAUGCCAAACUAUAUCAAAAUUGUCCGAGUGCUGGAGAAAGGAAAACGGUGCUGGGCGCUUGUCAAGUGUCUUAUAUUUUCAGUUGGACAAACAGGUAGAGACACUUUUCCGUUCCCACUUUUCCGCCCGUUUUUUUUCUGCCUUUUCCAGUACGAAAAACUUUAGAGAGCCUUGCAAAAUGCCGCGUCGUCGUCGUCCACGUCGUAAGAUGAAUCCGGCGACAUCGCUGAAGAAGAAGAACCAGGAUACCGCCGGGCACAAUAAUCGCCAGAAGGCGGAACCACCUGUCCCGCCCACCGUGCCGGAUCCACCCAAGUCGGAGGCGCUCAGAGAUGACGCUUCUGGCGAGGAGUCACACGAGGCGGCCUCCACGUCCAGUGGCGAGGUUAACAAUGAGGCGGAGUACAAGCUCUUCCCGGAGGUCUUUGAUAAACCGCCACUGGGCCUGCUGCCAACCUUCGCUAAUGUGUUUGGCCAGCCCUCUUACGAAGGUGGUUACCAGCCAAAGGAUGUGCCCCCAGCUGCUGCCGCUACUUCCUCAACUGCCGCAUCUGCAUCCACUUCCAAGGGAUGUGGCUCUCCUGGAAUCCAGAGCACCCCUGAUGGGCACUUUACCAAAAUUCCUGCCACAAUGGUGAAUGACCGCUUUGGAAUGAUCGGACUGCUGGCCGCCAUGCGGACCGCGGUCACGGAGCCGGGCGCCACACAGCUGGUCUUCGGCGAAGAUCUCACCACCUAUGGCCUGGACUUGGCCGCCCAAGGUGACAUCUACGUGCACUUUAAUGGGCCCUUCACCAUGGAGCCGCCGGAACGGAGCUCCAUGGACUGCGCCCUCGAGCUGGGGAUGCGUGCCAUGCGGGAUGCAAUGGACAGAUAUCCGCCACUGCCGCCGUUCUGGGAUCCCUUUGUGCCGGAGACCCGGAACCUGGGUCUUGUGGAUAGCGAAGGCAAAAAAAUUCGUCCAGAGCAAAGCCAGGAAACCAAGAUGGGAAACAAUUCAGAGUCGAAAUCGGAACCCAAAAUAGAACCCAAAAAGGAGGCCAAAGAAGAUCCACCUCUACCACCUCCAGAGCGUGGUCGGGGUCGAGAGCGAAAACAAGAACCUGGCGAUAAGAAAAAGAAAUCCAAGCAGCGAUAGGACCACAGUCCAGGAACUGAAGAGCUGUCCAAAUCCGUGAUCUUUGUUACUAGGUAGCCCUUGAAUACAUGACUAUGUUUUGAUCAGUAUACGGAAUCGGCUUCAAGAAUACCACGUUGCUAUUUUGGAAAGGUUAAUACAUUUUGUAAU